Molecule: messenger RNA, 1485 nt
Organism: Chondrus crispus (carragheen)
Lineage: Eukaryota; Rhodophyta; Florideophyceae; Gigartinales; Gigartinaceae
Exons: 1
Coding region: 1-1485 (494 amino acids)
Molecular function (GO): metal ion binding; lactoylglutathione lyase activity
Source: RefSeq, a predicted model, not a curated record
AUGCACGAAACGUGGCACGAAACGUGGACGACGUGUCACGAGCGAAGCAGAUUUUUCUACCCGAGUCGGCAUGUCGCGAGCUGCCCCUGGACCAGUGAUCCGAACAGCGUAAUCUACCCAAGGGUGCCGUAUGCCGACAUCCUCUACUGCUCCUUCCUAUCUCUCUCUUCAAACGCCAGUUCACCUCUCCAACUUGCGCGCUCCUGUCACUGCCACCGAGAAAUGUCCUUCGCCCUGCGCCGGGUCUCGCAGCGUUUUCUCCCGGCCUUCCAGCUCCCUCUCGUCCUCUCUCCAACCACGUCUCCCUACAACCCGCGCUUCCGCAUCGCCCUAAUGUCGCGCCCUUCCGCCCCCGUCUCCGUCCCCCAUCACCAUGCCACCGCGUCGGCCUCGCUAGCAACGCCGACAGAUCUGCCUCCCUCCUUCGCCGGUGAGAACCCUGUCUUUGCACAAACAAUGCUGCGUAUCGUCAACCCAACUGCCUCGCGCGCCUUCUACGAGCACGCCCUGGGAAUGACCUAUCUCACCCGUCUCGACUUUCCGGAUCUCCAGUUUUCGCUCUUUUUCUACGCCUACACCGAUGACGACGUUCCGGACCAAGCCGAUCCGCAGCCAAAACGCGCUCAGUGGCUCUGGGGAAGGCCCUACCCCACAAUAGAGCUCACGUGGAAUUGGCCGAGAGAGACUUAUGAUGAGAGCGUGCAGGCAGCGAGCGAGAAUGAUAAAGGGGAUGAAGUGUAUGUCAAUGGAAAUCAAGACCCAAAGGGCUUUGGCCACGUCGGAGUGAUCGUGUCCAACCUACCAGGCGUCAUGGACAUGCUGGAGAAGAAGGGCGUUGCGGUCGUGCAGGGCGCGUCUACGGACGGGAAGGAUGGCACGGCCGUCGUCGCAGACCCCGAUGGAUAUUUGAUACAGCUGACAGAGAGAGGGCACACGCCAGGCGACGGCGGCGUGGACAUGGUCAAGACGGACCCGGUCUACGGCAGCGUGAUGCUCCGCGUGAAGGAUCCGCGCGACGCGAUGCGGUUCUUCUCCAGGCUCGGCUUCCGCUGCAUCGCGCGGCUGGACCACGAGGACGACAAAUGCACGGAGUACUUCCUGGCCUAUUCUUGGGCGAGCGAGGUAGAGGAUAGCGUGGCGGAAGCGGAGAAGGCGGAGUGGGUGCAUGCGCGGAGGGAGUGCAAGAUCUUGCUCAAGCAUCACUGGGGCACGGAGAAUGAGAGCGAGCAAAUGUACGCGCACGGGAACGCAAAGCCGCAUCGCGGGUUUGGGCAUCUCGGCAUCAUCGUAGAUGACAUUUAUGGGACAACUCAGGCAAUGGAGAAGGAGGGGUAUAAGAUCGUGAGGCAGGCGGGGCCGUUCAGGGAUGCGGGCGAGCUUUCAUUCGUGGCGGAGCCUUCGACGGGGUACUGGGUAGAGAUUAUUAAGAGGAGUGGCGAGGCGGGCGACGUGCCGUAUGAGAAGCCGUUCGGGAUCGGUGGGUAG